Molecule: messenger RNA, 2436 nt
Organism: Alnus glutinosa
Lineage: Eukaryota; Viridiplantae; Streptophyta; Magnoliopsida; Fagales; Betulaceae
Exons: 5
Coding region: 40-2082 (680 amino acids)
Source: RefSeq, a predicted model, not a curated record
CUCUCUCUCUCUUUCAGCGCCCAUCAUCGAAUUGACCAUAUGAUGGCGAACGACAAUUUGAAACGUGAGGAGAAGCCAUCUGAGGCUACUUUCCUGUCACACAAGAAUGAAGAACUUGACUCCCACAUUGUGAAUGAAGUUACUGACUUUUCUAGGACCUUUCAUGAUCAUAAUGGCACUGGGGCUAAUACCAUGGCCUUCCCAUAUAAACUGCUGCCAUUGUUGCCCCUUCCUUGUGAAGAUAGUCCUGGAAUACCUCAACUUUACUCUCAGGAAAUAUCACAGAUUGGUACUAGUUUUCUGACUGAUGUCUCCCAAUUCAGCAACACCCAAAAUCAAAAUCCCAAGAUUGACCAUAAUUUCACAUAUGGGAAUGGUAAUGACCCCAUUCUAUGCAGGCCAAUGUCAAACUUGUCAUCUUUUGGAGGGAACAUGAACAAAUUAUGUCCGUUUUCAUGCUAUGAUAAUUCAGGGUCUCUAAAUAAUGUAAGGAAUUUUUAUGCCAAUAGUUUACAGAAGCUUCAGAUUGACAGAAAACUUAAAAAUGCACGCAGUAGUUCAGAAGGAGUCAUACAAAUGAUCACGCAGGAUGGAGAAGCAACUGACAGUAGUAUCUGUAUGCCUCAGCUAAGAAGUGAUUUCUUAAACCAUGGAGUUAGCAAGCCUGUAUUAAGCCAUACCCCAGAUGGUGAAGAACUAGGAAUUAAAAACAGUGUCAUGAUCAGUGAUGUUGAAUCCAAUUUUACAGAAAACCUUGAUGGGAGUUUCCUGAACCUUGGUAUUGGAGGUAAUAUAGGGGCUAUAUAUCAUUCUAUUGUUUCUGGCAGAAACAUCACUGGUAAUACUGGACAGGUUGUUCCUCCUCAAUUCAAUACUUACCUCACUCAAAAGGAAAAGAAAAUUUCAUUGAAUCAUGGUCUGAACAAGGCUGGCCUUAUUUCUAGUUUUCAGAUCAAUGUUGGAGGAAUGUCUACUCUAGUGCACAAUGUGGGCGGUUGGACCUCUUGUAAUAAUGAUCUUGAAGUAAUGUCUGGGACAAGCACUGGAUGUAAUUCAAGUCCUUCAUGCGUCUUACAAACACCACGAAUUGAUAAGCUACAUCACGUUUCAACCCCAAGAAACAUGAACUUAGGCCUUGGAGUCAAAGGGAACUGGGAUGCAAGAUUUUCAAAUAUAGACCCUAAUCAUGAAGUUGAAGGUUUUCCGGCCAUAUCUACAAAACCACUUGUCAGCAGUCAACCUGGGAUGCCUGAUCCUGGACAGGGCCGGGCGACUAGGCUGCCCUUGUUACCUUCUUUGAUCAGGAGUACCACUCAACCAGCUUCUGACCAACCAUGGAAAUGUUAUCUGGAAUCUUCCAGGAACUUCUUAUCUGAAUCUUCCCUUGCUUCUCCUUCUACUGGGCUCAUAGGAAGCACCCCCAUGCAAGACAAGUCAGGUCGUCUUGGUCAACCUGAAGCCAUUGUUCCUGUUCAGUUUUCAAAAAUUGGACCUGCUUCUACCACCGGUCAAGGAAUGCCAGGGGCAGAGAGAAAUUUGACUGCUCAGACUUCUAGUGAUCUUGUUGGACCAUCUCUUAAGAGGCGUGCAACUGAACUCCUCACAGCUGCUAUCCCGUCUCGCCGCAGAAAGACCAGAACACCAAGACCUUCCAUUCCUCCAUCCAAGCCAACUUUGGCCCGUAGUGCUCCAUCACUCCCGAACCUGGCUCAGACUGCUUCUGCUCUACCACCUCCACCCCAGAUAACUUCAGCCCCAUCUCGUCUGCCCCAUUCCCGGACUAUUGUUUCUUCCCAAUUAAACAAAGCUCCUCCUCUACCACCCCUACCUCAUAAAACAGCUCUCCACAUAAAAUGGAAAGGCUUCAAUCGAACUCCUCGACCAAUUGGAGGGAAGUGUUUGUUAUGCAAGAGGAACCUCUCAUUCACACCGGAUGGCCCUGUUUUCCAGCCAACUAAUCCUCCAGCUGUUGCCGUUUUACCAUGCACCCACACCUUUCAUGAGUACUGCUUGCAGCUUAUCACCCCUGAAGACCAAGCUAGUAAUCCUCCAUGCAUUCCUUGUGCCAUUGGUGAGAAUUAAUGCCAGUGUGCUUUAGCAUUCGGUUAAUUCCGAAAUGUGAUCUCUGGUCUCUAAAUUUUGUUAGCAUUCUUCAUAUAAAUUUUCUAGAGAAAAUUUACUGAAUGAAGUAGGUGAAAUCCGUAACUGUAUAGAUCUCACAAGAGGGCUCUUCCAUAGGUUUUACAAAGUAGUUAGGCCAUUAUAGAGUGUAUAUAUAGUAAAACACCAUUUUACUAUCAUAAAUGGCCCUUUUUGAAUUGGAAGUUCAAAGCAUACACUUAAAAGUUUCCAUCAGAUUCUCUUAUCUUGCUUGUAAGUGGAAAGAAUGUUUCAGGGUUUGUUUACAAUUUCUAUCACCUCAUGGUUUUUGUUAGA